Messenger RNA from Cryptosporidium muris RN66, 4293 nucleotides. RefSeq lists its product as uncharacterized. Lineage: Eukaryota; Apicomplexa; Conoidasida; Eucoccidiorida; Cryptosporidiidae. Gene Ontology annotation, molecular function: ATP hydrolysis activity; ATPase-coupled transmembrane transporter activity; ATP binding. Gene Ontology annotation, biological process: transmembrane transport. The transcript has a single exon. Gene Ontology annotation, cellular component: membrane. The coding region runs from base 1 to 4293 and encodes 1430 amino acids. The record is from RefSeq and is a predicted model, not a curated record.
AUGAUAAAUACACUCGUUAGAGAUCCAUUCUUAUCAAGUAUAACUACACUAAAUAGAAGAUUAUGGGUAGGCUAUCCAAAGGAUGUUAAUAGUAAAGAUAUUUCAGAUGAUACUUCUUAUAUAUUAGAAAGUGAUGUGGAUAGACUAUACAAGAUAUAUGCUAGCUCUAAAGUAUUCCUUAGGAAAUGUGGGAAAUUCACCAAAUUGGAGGUUUUCAAGAUUUUUAUGCAGGGAUUCAUGAAUAAUUAUAUUAAGUUAUUCGUGUUACAGCUCCUCCUUAUAUUGGUGUCAUGUUACUUUACUUACUAUGCUAAGUCUUUCUUUUUACAUACUUUGAGUUGUGACUCUAAGAGAGAUCUUAAAGUAGGUUUACUUCUACUGUCUAUUCAAAUUGUACAGAUAUUUUUAAGCACUUUUACUGAUUACUAUCGUGAGGGUCUCCAAGUUCGUGUCAGAGGAGCAAUAAUAUUACUUUGCAUGAAGAAUUUAAUAAACUCACAGUACAUUGAUGUAGAAGGUGUAUCUCUAGCUAAGAUACAGAGUUUAAUUUCAGUUGAUGGCGAGUUUUCGGAAUAUUCACUUUCAUAUGGUGUUGAUCUGAUUUUGCUUCCUUUGAACGUAAUGGUAACAUUGAUAUUUGCAAAAGUUAUAUUUGGUGGAGUGCCAUUACUUAUAUGUUCUACAUGUCUAUUAUUAUUUGGGUCAUUUGCUAUACUUAGUCAAUAUAUAAGUAGUAGCUAUAAAAGACCUUUUUUAGAUUAUAGAGAAGCUAGAGUUGCUGAGGAAGCAAGGCUACUAUCUCAUUCAAGUGAUAUAAUGGGUACAAAUCAAUAUUUAAUGGCUAUUAAGUAUUUGAUAAAUGGAAAUAGGAGAUUGGAGAUGUAUUAUAACGGAUGUAGGAAAUACUGGUUUGCUAUUGGGGAUGUUGCAUGCAACUGGAUGUCAAUUAUAUGUGCUUUGGGAUUUUGUAUUUAUGGGAAAGUUUAUGAAUUGAAGUCUGUUAAGGUAGCCACUACUAUAGUAGAAUGUGCAUAUUUUAUUCCAACAUAUAUAAAACCUUUAAGUUUAAUCGCAUAUUUAGUCUACUACUUAACAGAAGCUAAUAAUUCCUUGAAUAGAAUAUCAAAUCUUUUUAAUUGUAUUUUGGAAUAUUCUGAUCCUUUAGGAGAUAAAAUCACAGUGAUUAACUCCAAACAAUGCUCCAAUCUCCAUUUAUCCUAUAUUUCUAUUGAAUAUGGAGGGAAUUCACCACCAGUAAUACUUAGACCAGGAAUGUUGACUCUUUUGGUUGGUGAGAGUAAAUCUGGUAAAUCUAGCUUUUUAUUGAAUUUGAUAAGAUCUAACAAAUAUUCCAAGUCAAAACUUAAAAUGAAGUUUAAAGUUGUAUUUAGAGAUUUCAAUUAUUCGAAGAAUAAUAAUUCUAAACGUCUAAGUAAAGGAUAUAACUUGAAGAUUUUAGAAGAUAAUUCGGAGACAGAUCAUAAUUUAUGGACAAGUAGUUUAGAAGAAUAUUUCGAAAUUUAUUAUGUUCCACAGUCUAUAUGGGUUCCAGAUGGUUUAUCCUUAAAAGAUACAAUAUUAUGUGGGAGACCUUAUGAUGAAGAUUUAUGGAAUAAGACUAUUGAUGUUUGUUGCUUGCAACCAGAUUUUGAGCAACUUGGUCUUACCAAAAUUGAAAAUCCAUUAGAAUAUAAACUGAAUUUAAAACAACUCAGUAUGGGACAAAAAGCUCGUUUAUCAAUAGCUAGAGCUAUUUAUGAUGUCUCUUUGAAAUUAAAUCCUAUAUUUUUAUUUGAUAAUGUCUUGAUAUAUUUAGAUACUAAAGUUCGUAAUAAUAUAUUAUUUAAUCUAUUUAAUAGAGAAAGUGGAGUAUUCAGAUUUGGCUGUGGAAUUAUUGCAAUUGAACCUCAUAUGAUUGAUUCUACUUUAGUUAGUUUGAAAUCCAAAAUAUCCAGUUGUAAUAAACUUUUAGUAAAAGAGGUAGUUCAACAUUAUAACAAACUAGAAUUGGUUACAAGUAGGACUACAAAUAAAAAUGUUAUAUUAUCCUAUUUAAAUUCACGUCAAGUACAUUCAUCAGAUAAUAGUUGCAAUAUGGAACUUUCUAAACAUGAAUUGGCAUUUGUCAAUAUUUACAAUAUAGUAGACAAUUGUAUUAUAGAUGCAAAUUACUUAGAUAUUCAGUCUAUCCCUGAUGAAAGCUCUACAAAUGUGAUUUCUUAUGAAGACGAAAUAGCUGACUCAGGUACAUGUCUUGGUGUAUCUGAUAUGGUUGUAAAGUGUUUAGAUAAAUCUACCUUAAGGUUUAAUAGUAAUUUACAUAGUCCCAGUAUAUACUGGUACUAUUUAUUUAAAGCAGCUGCUACUAUUUCAUAUAGCAACUCAUUUAAAGGUACUCAAUCUGAUACAAAGAGAAAUUUUUUAUUUGUAAAUUUAUUCAUAACUUUACUACUACUACCCGCAAUUUUCUACAAGAUUUCGGAAUACUGUCUAGUUAAUGUACUCGCAAAUCCGAAGUCCAAUUAUUCGGAAUAUCUAUUCAAAGUACAUUUCUACAUUUAUUGUGGUUCAAAUUUGUUUUUAUUGGCCACAUCGUGUAUUAAAGCUUUUCUAGAGGUCUAUUUGGGACAAAGUGCUGCUAGAUAUACUCAUGACACCUUAAUAUCUGGUUAUCUAGGGACAAAUUCUAAUUUGAGAACCCUUCCAAGCUCACUUAUUUUCAAUAGACUCUCUACUGAUCAAUUGAUUAUAGAUUACUGCGCUACUAAACGUAUUGGACAAGUUGUUCAACACUUAAACAAGGUAAUAAUUGCAAGUAUAAUGGCGGCCUUUGCAAGUUCUUAUCCUGCAGUUGUUUUGGGAAUUAUCAUAUGUGUAUCACUCAUUAUAUAUUUGAAAUAUGUUCGUUACUUUAUUAACAGCUGUAAAUCUUUGCGUUUUUGUUAUCAAACUGAAAUUUCAUCUUUAAUAAAUACAGCUAGCACUAUUACAGAGGGGAUCUUAUGUAUUAGAUGUCAAAGGUUUAAUCACUUCUACACAAGUAAAACGACACAACAAAUAAAGGCCAUUUUGAUUCCACUUUAUGGGCAAGUAGCAUUGGAUAUUUGGUUAAGAUUGAGAUUGGAUCUAUAUUUAUCAAUACCUUUAAAUAUCUUCAACAUAUUAUUAUCCUCUUUUUUUGGAAGUCAAAUACCUUUGACUUUGGGUUUAGCUCUCUCCACAGCUCUUUCAGUUCCUAAAUAUGUAUCAUCAAUAGUUCAAUAUUGGAGUAAAAUGGAAAUUGAGCUUGUAGCUGUUUCAAGAGUUCGAGAAUAUCUUGAACAAAUUGAGAGUGACAACUUUGAAUAUUUGGGAAAAAAUGAAACUUCAGAAUUUACUAGUAAAUAUACUCCUGAAAUAUCUGAUCCAAAUAAUAUUGUAGAAUUCAAAGAUGUUUAUUGCUGUUAUUAUAAACUCAUUUUAGCAGAAUCAAGAUUCUGGGAUGAAGCUUUAGGAACCUUUACUGAAUUUCAAAUAAUACCAUGUAUUAAGGGUCUAACCUCAAAACUAUAUACAGGAGAUACCGUUGCUAUUAUUGGUAGAACUGGAUCUGGGAAGACAUCAAUUUUGAGAUUUAUUGCUGGGAUUUUGAAACCUUGUUGUGGAAAGGCAGUAAUAAAGUAUGGAGAACUUUCUUCUACCACUAAUAUUAAAGAAAAAUUACUAAAUUGGGGUUUGGAUUUAAGGACUGUAGAACCUAGCGUAUCUUGGAAUAUCUUCAAAAAUUUGGAGAGAACUAGAUACAUCGCUUAUUUACCUAUCAAAGUAUAUUAUCCUCAGAAGAUGACGAUUAAACGGAUUCUAGAUCCUAACAAUAUACACCAAGAUGAAAAUAUCAUUUCAGUCCUUAACAUAUGCAGACUUAAAUUGAAUAUUAAAUUUGAAAACAUGAGGAGUUCUCAAAUAGAUUGCACUUACCCAUUAAUGAGUAGUGAGUCCAUUCAAAAUCAAAUUUAUAUUCCUCUAGAGAAUUGUAAAUUCUCCGAUAAUCAACUGAGAAUAUUAACAUUUGCAGGUUUUAUUUUGAAUCGUUUGGAUAUCAAAAUCUUGUUGAUUGACGAACCUCCAAUAAUUAGAGAGAAAUCUAACAUAAUAGAUACAGACUCAUACUUAUUACCUUCUUUGAUUAGAGAAUACUUUUCUCAUUGUGUUGUCUUUAUUGCUGCUCAUGAAGGUUGUAGUUUGGUAGGAAUGAAGUAUAUAUGGUUGGUAAGUAACGGCAAUAUACGAAUUAUUUCUAAUGAAAACUUAUAA